This is a messenger RNA of Aspergillus ochraceoroseus IBT 24754, 3576 nucleotides long. RefSeq names its product SET and WW domain protein (gene set2). Gene Ontology annotation, molecular function: histone H3K36 methyltransferase activity; protein binding. NCBI's taxonomy places the organism in Eukaryota, Fungi, Ascomycota, Eurotiomycetes, Eurotiales, Aspergillaceae. Bases 265 to 3180 code for a protein of 971 amino acids. The record is from RefSeq and is a predicted model, not a curated record. Gene Ontology annotation, cellular component: chromatin; nucleus; chromosome. Gene Ontology annotation, biological process: regulation of DNA-templated transcription. The transcript is spliced from 4 exons.
CUUUUCUCUCCUCCCACUUCAACAUCCUCUUGUAUUCUUUUCUUUUUUUUUGCUUCUUCUUCUUAAACCCCCUUCGAUUCAUCCCCUCCCCUUUGACUCUCCUUGACCUUUUUUUCCUUCCCUUUUUCCACUCUCCCUCCCUUCUUUCUCUUUUUCCUUGCCGAUCUCCAUCCCAUUCCCGCCUGGAAAACCCGCCUCGAUUCUCUCCCUAGCGCAUACACUCCAACUGGCUCCGAUAGUCUUGCGCCCUUUGUCCGUGUCGUCAUGUCCACUCAUGACUACGCGGACCGUCAGUCACAAUCCGUUGCCGAUGCCGUGACCGCGAUGAAGCUGGAGUCUGAUGGAGCUCCCGAUGCUCCGCUUCUCAACGGUGGAGAGGCCACGACGACAAACAAGCCCGAUGGCGACUCCAACGCCGUACCCCCGUCACUGCCCAUGAAGAAUGAGCUGGAAACUCAGGCGGUGGCGAAAUCGCGGUCCGUGUCGCGCACUCCGGUUAAGAAGGAGACAUUGGAAGAUGAACAGGAGAAAGUAACGGUAAACGCGGACGGAGGCGAUGACACGACCGAGACAGAGGAAAAGGUUGGGGGUAACGUCUCUGUGAAAUUGGAACCCGGGCAGCCUCCCAAGUUGUCUCGUAGCUCGUCGCAGAAGGUUGUUGCGCGGCCACCGCAGCUGUAUUCGCAUUUACCGGACAGUACCAAAGAGGCCCAGAGUAUGUUUGAAUUGAUCGAUACCUGUCAGUAUGCGAAUAAGUAUAUGGGGUAUACUGAACAUGGUAUGGAAUGUGAUUGUGUGGAAGAAUGGGAUCCUACUAUCUCGAAAAACGUAGCCUGCGGGGAGGAUUCGGAUUGUAUCAACCGUGCGACGAAGAUUGAGUGCAUGGGUGACUGCGGAUGCGGUCCAGAAUGUCAGAACCAACGAUUCCAGCGAAGAGAAUACGCCCCCGUGUCCGUGAUUAAAACAGAGAAGAAAGGGUAUGGUCUUCGCGCGGAGGCCGACUUGCGACCACACCAGUUUAUCUACGAGUAUGUUGGUGAAGUGAUCAAUGAAGGGCCAUUCCACCGCCGCAUGCGGCAAUACGAUGAGGAAGGAAUUAAACAUUUCUACUUUAUGUCCCUUAGCAAGGGUGAGUUCGUCGAUGCGACUAAACGAGGAAACCUGGGUCGAUUUUGCAACCACUCCUGCAAUCCCAACUGUUAUGUAGACAAGUGGGUUGUUGGAGAAAAGCUUCGCAUGGGUAUUUUUGCGGAGCGGUAUAUCCAAGCUGGAGAGGAACUAGUAUUCAACUAUAAUGUGGAUCGCUACGGCGCGGAUCCUCAACCGUGCUAUUGCGGGGAGCCCAAUUGCACAGGAUUUAUUGGUGGAAAGACCCAGACCGAGCGGGCGACCAAGCUAUCAAAUGCAACAAUCGAGGCUCUUGGUAUUGAGGAUGCGGAAGGCUGGGAUACUGCAGUGGCGAAGCGGCCACGGAAGAAGAAAACGGGUGAGGACGAUGAGGAAUAUGUGGACAGCGUACAGCCCAAAUCACUGGAUGAAAGCGGUGUCACGAAAGUUAUGGCAGCUCUCAUGCAGUGCAAGGAGAAGUGGAUUGCAGUGAAGCUUCUAGGACGUAUCCAGUGUUGCGAGGACGAGCGGGUGCGCAAUCGGGUAGUGAAGAUGCACGGAUAUCAGAUCCUCAACUCUCAACUCACCAUGUGGAAAGAGGAUUUCAACGUCGUGCUGCAGAUUCUCGAUAUCCUCGACAAAUUUCCCCGUCUGACACGGAAUAAAAUUAUUGAUUCUAAGAUUGAGUCGACAAUCCAACCACUCACAGAUUGUGCAGAUACACGGGUUGGGCAGAAAGCUACCACAUUGUUACAAGUCUGGUCAACCCUCGAAGUCGGGUAUCGAAUUCCCCGUAUGAAACGGGACCCCAAUGCUUCCACGCAGGCGGUGAAUCAGUUUGAGCGGCGUGAAAAUGCGCGCGAUGAGCGACGGCGGUCCAAAUCGCGGUCACGCUCGCGCUCGCGGUCAGUGGAGGCACCACGCGGCCCAGCGGCUCAGCAGAAACGAGGCGGAAAUGGUCAGCGGAGCACUCAUCAUCACGGCCCACGGUCGUUUCGCCGACGGUUCGAGCCUCUGCCACAAGGGUGGUUUGCGGCGGAGUCGAAUGGCCGAACGUACUACUACUCAGCCCGGGGAGACACUACAUGGACGCGGCCUACCAAGCCAGCUCCUCAGCCUCCUCCGCCGCCGAAGGAGUCCAGGGACAAAGCACUGCAAGAUAUCAUUGAUGGGAUCAUGAAUGCUAAGGAAAACACGCCCAAGGAGAAGGCCGGUACGCCUGCUACCCCUCAACCGUCUAGGCCAACUCCGGAUAAGAAGGAUGGGCCGGAGAAGUGGAGAAAUUACAGCGAGGAGAAGCAAAAGAAGCUCUACGAGAAUACACUGUAUCCCCACGUGAAGUACGUUGUCGACAAAUUCAAGCAUAAACUUCCAAAAGACGACCUAAAACGAUACGCUAAAGAUGUAGCCAAAAAGCUAGUGAAUUCCGACUUCAAAAACAACCGCGUCACAGACCCUACCAAGAUUGACGAAAAACAGCAAAAGAAAGUGAAAAAGUUUUGCAAAGAGUUCUUCGACAAAGCCGUUAUCAAGCACCGCGCACACGCACAGCGCAAGGCUGAGAAAUCCUCUCAGGAACCCAGCGCAGACCGGAACCCGGGCACGGCCGGUGACCAAAGCGAGGACGAAGCCGAUGCGCUGGACGCGGACGUGGAUGUCAAGAUGUCAGACGACGAGGGAGAUGAUGGGGAGGGAGAGGGCGACAGUAUCGCGGAGAAGGGAGGUUCCGGUCUCAAACGCAAACGAGACGACCUGAGCGCCGGUGGGGAAGGAAUCACAGACGAGUCCACCCCGGCGUCAUCUGUAAAACGGCAACGCUCCUCGACACCUCCCCCACCUCCGCCUCCUCCAGCAAUGAGCCCAGAUGAUGACCCCAGCGGACGUAGCGAUCCAGACGAGGUUGUCCUCGUGGGUAACCCAACACCUCCGCCUCCGCCUCCGCCACCUCCGCAAGGAGAAGCGGGGGACGACGAUACUCCCAUCCCCGAUGCAAACAGCGACGACGACGAGUUUGAAGCAUACAACAGUAGCAGAAUGAACCAAUCUCACAUCAGCAUUGAGGGGAACGUAUAGCAUCCUCCUCCUCCUCCUCCUCCUCCUCCUCCUCCUCCUUCUUUCUUACCCCUCAAUACUACUUACUGUUUGUCCAAAAUAUUCCAAGGCUAGGGAUCGCAUCUACUGGGGUUGAGGAGUUAAUUCCCUUUUUUUUUUUUAGGUAUAUCAUCAUCAUAUCAACCAGGCUGCUCGCUUAUAAUCCUUUUCCUUAUUCUUUCCCCUUCUUCCUUCCUUCCUGACCCUUCAUUCAUUUCGAAUCAGUUUUGUGAGAAACAAAAAUACCCCCUUUCUUUUACUUCUAUAUUUAUAUCUUUUAUCUAUAUCUACUUUUUUUUUAUACCAGAGCAGAGCAGAGCAGCGCAGCGCAGCGCAGAGCAGAAAAAAAAAAUUAAGGAAAGAAAUGGAGGAAAAAGU